This is a messenger RNA of Fundulus heteroclitus (mummichog), 3066 nucleotides long. Its product is annotated as importin-4-like. The record is from RefSeq and is a predicted model, not a curated record. The annotation marks the transcript as partial. NCBI's taxonomy places the organism in Eukaryota, Metazoa, Chordata, Actinopteri, Cyprinodontiformes, Fundulidae. Gene Ontology annotation, biological process: protein import into nucleus. Gene Ontology annotation, molecular function: small GTPase binding; nuclear import signal receptor activity. Gene Ontology annotation, cellular component: nucleus; cytoplasm. The transcript is spliced from 26 exons.
UGGAACUCCUGGCCGGCGUUCCGUGCCGCGUGCUGCUGGCGGUCCUAACGUUCCAGAGCGGACCCGAGCGAGCCGGAGCUUCAGCUGCUGUCACUUCUGCUCAACGGCUCCGCGCCUCCACACAGCCGCGGCUCUUUGAAGCGUCCCCGCUUAGCAGACUGGCUAGAGAGCCCCCCGACCAACACAGACAGACUUGUUUACAUGUCCGCUGAAGGACGGCUGGCCGCUCCCUCCGUGUCUUAUUAUUUUUUUUGCACCGACGUCCACUCGUUAACGGCCGCCGCUUAGAGCUCCGCGCGGAGGUUGAUCGCAACCAGCAGGAUGACGGAGGAGCUCGAGCAAAUCCUGCUGCGGCUGACCCAGCCUGACAACGCUGUUAUCCAGCAGGCCACAGCCCAGCUGCAACAGGCGUUCAAGGACCCGGCUAUCAUACCAGCCCUCUGUGCUGUGAUGAGUGGCUCCCAAAACCCCGAGAUUCGCCAGUCGGCUACAGUGAUGCUGAGGUUAAGGGUGAAGAAGCACUGGAACAAGAUCAACCCUAACGACAGAGAGAGCCUCAAAGCAGUGGUGCUGCAAGCCUUCACCAUGGAAACAGAGCACAAGGUGCAGCACUCUCUCUCCCAGCUGUGCGCGGUGAUGGUCAAACACGAAACACCGGACCGCUGGCCCGCUCUGCUGCAGCUCCUCAACCAGUCCACCAAGAGCACAAACCCUCACGACCGACAGAUUGGCCUCCUGCUGCUGAACAAGGUCAUGGAGUCCAAUCCUGAGCCCUUCAAGCCUUACUACUGCCAGCUGCUGCAGCUGUUCAGCGCCGUGCUGCAGGACUACAACAACCCCACCGCUCUGUACUACUGCAUCCUCACGCUGACCGCCAUAACGGCCUACACCGGCACCGAAGAGAUGAAGCAAAUGCGCGCCAUCAUUCCGAGCCUGAUCGCUGCUCUGAAACACCUCAUCAAGGCAGAUCAGGUCCAAGCCAGUGAAGCCUUGGAGGUGUUAAUUGAGCUCAUGGAGAUCGAAGUGUCCAUCAUUGUGCCCCACAUUACAGACAUCGUCCGCUUCUGCCUGGAAGUGGGCAGUGACACAGCACUGAGUGACUCUCUGCGAGUUAAAGCGCUCUCCUGCAUCACCUUCCUCAUCAAGCUGAAAAGUAACACGGUGCUGAAGCAGAAGCUGCUGGGUCCCAUCCUGCAGAGCAUCUUUCCCAUUCUGACGGCGGUGCCCUCACCUGGCGAGCAGGACCCCGAGGAUGAAGAGGAUGAUGGCGGGGACCCCACCGACAGCGAUAACCCCAAACACGGCGCCGCUCAGAUGAUCGACACCAUGGCGCUCCACAUGCCUCCAGAGAAACUGUUCCAUCACCUUCUCCCCCUCACCCAGGCCUGCCUCACCAGUGAGAACCCGUACCAAAAGAAGGGCGGCCUCAUGUGUCUUGCUGUGCUGGCUGAGGGAUGUGCAGACUACAUUCGAUCCAAGAUGCUGUCGUCGGUGCUGCAGACUGUCUGCCAGAGUCUGACGGACAGCGACAGGGUGGUGCGCAGCGCCGCCCUCUUUGCUCUGGGGCAAUUCUCAGAACAUCUACAGCCUGAAGUCAGCAAGUACUGCGCUGAGUUGAUGCCUUUGCUGCUGGGGUACCUGUCGUCUCUGAACGAGGCCAAAAUUGGCCACGUCACCAAAGCCUUUUAUGCUCUGGAGAACUUCAUGGAGAACCUGGGUUCAGAUAUUGAGCCCUACCUUCCCACCUUGAUGGAGACCAUGCUGUCUGCCCUCAUCAACGCAGAGAGCCUGAAAAUAAAAGAACUGGCCAUGUCUGCCAUUGGUGCUAUAGCUAAUGCAGCCAAGGAGAUGCUGGUUCCCUAUUUCCCUCCAGUGAUCGAAAGCCUGAAAGGUUUCCUCACCGCCACCACAGAGGAGAUGAGGCCUCUGCAAAAUCAGUCCCUCGACACUCUGGCUGUCCUGGCCCGCACCAUCGGCAAAGAUGUCUUCAGUCCCCUCGCUGCAGAAUGCAUUCAGCUCGGCCUCAACCUCACCGACGCCAUCGACGACCCUGACCUGAGACGCUGCACGUAUGGUCUGUAUUCGGCCGUGUCCACAGUCAGCCCCGAGAGCCUGACCCCCCACCUCGUUGCCAUCACAACCGUGAUGCAGCUCGCCCUGAAGUCCAGUGAAGGAGUCACGGCGCACCUCGAAGAGGACAAGACCUUCCUCCUGCUCGAUGAUGACGACGACGACGAUGAUGAGAAGGACAACAGCAAAAACAAAGCAGGAAAAACCGAAGAGGACUGUUUGGAGGACGAGCCGGAGACGGACAUCCACGACGUGGCAGGGUUCAGCGUGGAAAACGCCUACAUCGAUGAGAAGGAGGACGCCUGUGACGCCUUGGGAGAGAUCGCCUUAAACACAGGCGCCGCCUUCCAGCCUUUCCUGGAGUCCAGCUUCCAGCAGGUCUUCGAGAUGAGAGACUUUCCUCAUGAGGACGUCCGCCGGGCAGCGCUGGGCGCUCUGGGUCAGUUCUGUCAAGCUCAGCACAAAGUGUGGGCUGAGAAUCACUCAGAGACCAACCACCAGGCCCUGUUGAAGCUGCUGGACGUGGUUCUCCCAUGCUUCUUUGAGACGGUGCGGACGGACCGCGAGCGUCUGGUGGUGAUGGGCGUCCUGGAAGCCAUGAACGGCGUGAUCAAGUCCUGCAAGGGGGAGGUUUUCAGAAACCCCUCCCACCUCAAGGAGAUCAGCCACCUGAUCCGUGACGUGCUGAAGAAAAAGACCGCCUGCAAGGGCAGUGGCACACAGGCAACGUAUGAAGCUGAUGAUGAAGACCAGCAGGCCGAGUACGACGCCAUGCUCCAGGAGUUUGCAGGAGAAGGGAUUCCUCUGGUGACCUCCAGUGUUCCUGCAGACAAGUUUGCUCCGUACCUUAAUGACCUGCUGCCUCUCAUCAUGAGCAAAGCUAAAUCGUCCUGCACGGUGGCUGAUCGCUCCUUCUCUGUGGGGACCAUCGGGGAAAUCCUCCACGCUCUGGUGACGGCGCCAGCAGGCCGGAGUGUGGCAGCGCGACUCUCCAAC